AUGUCCAGCAUUGAACUCGACGAAAUAUCCGCGGCCGAAGAGCCUUCAACACGCAACUCCGUCCGGGGCAGAAGGCCCCUAGUUGAUGGGACUCCAGAUGAACAGGCUGAUGGCCCAGGCAGUCAUGACGAUGCGAGCGUCGCGAGCCAGCCAGAUAACCCUGAUGGCGCACCCCAUCCAGCGGCACAGGAAGGGCUGGGAGCAGCACAGAGUAACGCAUCAAUGGCCACGCAGGUGACGCCGGUACCUCCGCAUUUCCUCCGAUUCCGCCGAACUGCGUUCGCCGAGACCAUCACCGUGCUCUCUUCCAUCAUCGCUAUCAUAGUUGGGUUCGGUGCAUGGCAGGCAACCAACAAAAGCAACGAAAUCGGACUGGCCAGCUAUAAGAUAUCGGCGUGGGCACUCUACAAUGACCAUGAUAGUAUCAAAUAUACAGCCGAAUGCCGGCAGAUCCUGGGUGAUAGCCUCGACCAUCUCGUCCUCGAGGAGAGGCAGCUCCACGGCUCAGUCACGCACUCGAAAUCUGUCAGCAUUGAGGUUUCUAAUCCCCGAGAAGAUGAGCCUAGCAAGUUUCUCGUCCUCCUCAACCGCAUGGGAGUCAUGGUCAUAGUGCGACAUGCGUUUCUCGUCCUCAUCAACUACAUGGGAGUCGUGCCAAUGCCUUCUUCCUAA
Messenger RNA from Anthostomella pinea, 672 nucleotides. The record is from the annotation of a GenBank genome assembly. Lineage: Eukaryota; Fungi; Ascomycota; Sordariomycetes; Xylariales; Xylariaceae.